UUCUAUACGUGCAGCUGAGAUGCUACAGUCUCGCGAGAUGAGAUUUGUGACGUCGAAGUUAGGUUUCAGGCCGGAGCCGAUAAACAGGAGUUUAAUGGCGAUUCUUGACUGCGGGCUGUGUUAAGAAAAGCAGGACAGCAUAGACGAUACGCUUUAGGAAUUCUGGGUUUCUGCUCCAAGAAGAUUCCUCAAAAGUUCCUUUUGGGCUUAAAAAAAUUCUAAAUUUAUAGUUCGGGACUUGAUAUUUGUGCCUUUUGGCAUUUUAAGAAUCAAGGAAAAAAAAUAGUGCUACAAUGUCAAAGUCUUUUCAACAAUCAUCCUUAAGCAGAGACUUGCAACCCCAUCAUAGGCGUGAUACUACAGGAACAGGUCUUCUUACCGCUAAUCAGUCAUUAUCUAUUCCAUCUUCUCUUGGAAGAAUGAACCAAGGGACUAGCCGUAUUGCUAGUUUGAUGAGUUGUGGAACAAUUUCUAAAUUAAGUCAGCCAGGAUCUCAUCUAUCUAGUUCCUCUUCUCACAGCUUGCCAUCUGUCUUUAGCCUUGGUGCCAGAACUACUCCUCUAUCUUCUUCACUUCGAGGAGAUUCUGAUCCGGCCAGUAAAAUUUUGGCCAGCUUUGGUCUUUCCUCAAGGGAUUUGGAUGAGUUAAGCCGUUAUCCUGAGGAAAAGAUAACUCCAGAAAACUUGCCACAAAUUCUUUCGCAGCUUAAGAGGAGGAGGUCCGAAAGCAUUCCAUUGGUGAAUUACAGAGAUGGUAGAUCACCUCGGGAGCAGUUAAGGGUUCCUAGUGAGGAAUGGGAGGAUGAAAGAACUUACAGGAGAGGACGUUUUGAUGAUCGGCUUUCAAGCCUUAACUCAGUGGUUGACUAUGACCAUGGGAAUCAUGCACAAGAGUCUAACUAUCGUGAUAGAAUGGAAUUUGAAAGUGAUAGACUAAGAGAAAAUAAAAGGGUUAGUGAAGAUAAUCUCUUUCGUGAUCCCCCAUAUCAAAAAUUUGAAGAUGAUUAUGAGAGAUUGAGGUUCAGCAGACCACAAGAAAGAGCAAUCUAUGAAAACAACAGAGGUUAUCCCUCAAGUAGCAAUAUUGAGGAUUUCCAUGGAUUGUUACCCAAAAAUUACCCACAUGUCUGUUCUAUAUGUGAUAUGCCUGUUCAUUCGAAGCAGGAUUGGACUCAACAUGUCAGUGGACCCACUCACAGAAGACGCAGCCAGCUUCUACUUGAAAUCUAUCCUGACUGGAAUCCCGACUCAGGACAUGGAGUUAGGGGUGACCCAUAUGUGCUGCAUCAGUCUACUAACCCAGCACCAGGAAUUUUGGGACCUCCCCCUCCAGGAUUAAAUAUGGGAGGCGGCCAAGAUGGAGGUCGUAGAAGUCACAGAGGGCACCUGGAUCUGGGAAAUGAAGACAUACCAGGAGCAAGAAGCACCAUAAGAGACAGACAGGAUAACAGUAGAGUUGUUCAUGUCAUGGAUUUCCAAAGGGGGAAUCGCUUAAGAUACCAGCUCUUGCAGCUUGCAGAACCAUUUGGAGAAAUUAUAAAUCAUCUAAUUUUAAAAAAAAAAAAUGAGGCGUUUAUUGAAAUGUCUACAUCUGACGAGGCUCUAGCUGUAGUCGAUUACUACAGAACAAACACAGCUCUUGUAUUUGGACAACCAGUUCGAGUUCAUUUGUCUCAAAAGUAUAAGAGAAUUAUGACACCAGGUGACAAUCCUGAACCGAGACCUGAUGUGAAACCAGAUGUUGGACUUGUGCUUCAUCUGAGUAACUUGCCACAUUCUGGCUAUUCUGACAGUGCCGUAGUUAAACUUGCCGAGGCAUACGGAAAAGUAAAAACCUACAUAUUGAUGCGGAAGAAAACCCAGGCAUUUAUUGAAAUGGAGAAGGAGGAGGACGUACAGGCAAUGAUUGAGCAGUGUGAAAGAAAUCCACUCUGGUUUCAAGGGAAGCAUGUGAAAGUAGAACUGUCUGGAAAAUACAAAAGACUUGUUCUCCGGAUCCCAAACAAAGCUGUUGAUCAGAUUCAAAAAGACAAAAGCAGGAAAAGAGCACAUUCCCCUGAACAGAAGAAAGAAGGCUCUUCAGAUAAGAAAGUGGUGAAGAAAGAGGGCAGCCUGAAAGCUGGAAGCAGCAAUGCAGAAAGUAAUCUCUCUUCUGCUUCUGUCAAAGACAAAGACAAAUCUUCCCCUGAGAAAGAUUCUGAGGAACUCUGUAAAAAAACUGAGGAAGAGACAGAGCAGCAGGAACUUGUUACUGUUAUGGACGAAAGUGAUUAUUUAGUGGAUGAGGAUGGGGAGGAAGCAGCAGGCACACUCCUGGAGACCAGUAGCUCAGUUGGAGAUGACGUUGAGCAGCAAUAUAUUAGUGACCCCAAUUUCACAGAGAUGGAGGUAGAAAACAAACUGAUGAAAAACCCUGCCAGUGUCCCCGGUUCUACUGAAGCAGCACAUGAAAAACUAAAAAAGCGUUUGUAUGACUUCCCUGGCAAUAUAGAAGACUUUGUCACUCUUGAUGAAGUUGGAGACGAGGAAGACUUGGAAGGCCAAAAGAUAAAAUCUAGUUUUGCAGAAACUGUUCUUGAUUCAACACCCAAGAUUAAUGAAAGCUUAACCGACAUUAUGGCGAGCACAAGUGUUGAUGAGCCUGAGCCCGAGUCUGAGCACGAUAAUGAAGCCACUGUUGUGAAGGAGGAAGAAAUUGUUCAAGAUUCAGCGGAAAUGCCGGGCAACCUGGAAAGUCAUCAAAGUGAAAAUUCUGUUGAACAGAGUAAUGUAAAAGAUUUACUGAAGGAUUAUACCGUUGGCCCUUAUCUACCAGAUAAUCCAGUUGGUAUUGAAUAUGUAGUUCCAAAGACUGGCUUUUAUUGCAAGCUGUGUUCCUUAUUCUACACCAAUGAAGAGGUUGCUAAAGUUACACAUUGCAGCAGUUUGCCUCACUACCAGAAACUUAAGAAACUCAUGAACAAGAUGGCAAAAAAUCUUCAGAAGAAAGACUAACAAAGAAGCGGCAAGAAUGGAACAGUUGGAUUUUGUGGGGGGGGGGUGUUUUUUUUUACAUAAUUUCGUGUUUGUGCUUGUUUUUUUUUUUAAUUCUAUUAUAUUCUGGAUAUCAAAAGUACAAUUGGGUGUCUAGAGUUACAGGAAGCAUUUUAGUCCACCAAAAUAUGUGGUACAUGUUUUAUUGCUCAUUAACAUUUCUUGCAUUUCCCAAAUGUUCAAAUACUGUUGUAAACAGAUGUCAUCUCUUUAGUGUUAUUCAUAUAUAUAUUUGUAUGCUUCUGUCUCAAACACUCAGUCGAAAGAAUUGUUCUGUUUUAAUUUUAUUUUUUGAUUUAUCAUUUCCUAACAGAAAAAAACAGUAUAAAGAAAAAGCUUUUAUGACACCAGUGUUAUUUUAUAGGCCAACAUGUCGAUUGUUGAAGCAUGAAGUUCCUCCUAUGUAAUAGGCCUCAGUGUAUUAGUUAGACUCUUACAUGUUUUACAUCUCUUUCAGAACAAGGUUGCUUGACUUGUCGAUUU
This is a messenger RNA of Xenopus laevis (African clawed frog), 3515 nucleotides long. RefSeq names its product matrin 3 L homeolog (gene matr3.L). The coding region runs from base 294 to 2993 and encodes 899 amino acids. Gene Ontology annotation, molecular function: RNA binding; nucleic acid binding; zinc ion binding. The transcript has 15 exons. Lineage: Eukaryota; Metazoa; Chordata; Amphibia; Anura; Pipidae. Gene Ontology annotation, cellular component: nucleus. The record is from RefSeq and is a predicted model, not a curated record.